AUGGAGCUCGCCUGCCCUGGCUUCACCGCAGUUAAUGUGGGCUCCAACUUUGAACAUCCCGAAGACGUACAUGAAUAUUUCUCCCUCCAAGCGCCACCCAAUACCAGCAUAUGGCGGAAACCCGCCGCGUCAGAUGAUACCAGCGCUCCCAUGGUGUUGAAGCGCCUUCAGCAAGCUUUUAUCCUCGCCGAAGUCACCGUCUCAGCAGAUUUUGCCAUGGAAUAUGAUCAAGCAGGCCUUGUCAUUUUUGCGGGCUCCCUUCCCGCCCCGUCGUUACCACGGUCGCCACCCACGAUUCGGAGAAGCCCUCGAUACUCGAGGCCGGGAACGGAGACCCUAGCCACAGGGAAAUGGGCCAAAGCAGGGCUUGAGUUUUCGGGGGGAGAACUUCAUGCUACCUCUGUAGUAGCCAUUUCACCAUGCGGCGCUGACUGGUCAUCUUCGGCUCGAAUGCCUUCACCGUCAUCGACCUUUGAUCCUUAUUCACUGACAUCACAAUCUCUGCGCCUCAAGUUCGAACGUGUGGAUGAAUCCCUGUGGAUUUGGUAUCAGAUUCCCCACCUGAAUUCUCCGCCGCUAGAUUAUUAUCAAACGUCCGCCUAUGAUCCUGAAUGGCGAAGUCCAGAGGACGUUGGAUCCGGGUGGAAAAAGAUGCGCGAGAUUAUGGGUUUCUUCGGAGGUGCUGAGCAAAAAGGCAAUGUGUGGGUCGGAUGUUAUGCUAGUCGGCCGAUGGAUUUCGAACCGAGUAAUAGUUGGGAGGAGGUUGAUGGGUUAGUGGCCGAAUUUGAGGAUCUGGAAAUAUUAUGA
Molecule: messenger RNA, 807 nt
Organism: Rhinocladiella mackenziei CBS 650.93
Lineage: Eukaryota; Fungi; Ascomycota; Eurotiomycetes; Chaetothyriales; Herpotrichiellaceae
Exons: 1
Coding region: 1-807 (268 amino acids)
Source: RefSeq, a predicted model, not a curated record